ACUGACUUCGCUACGGUAUGGUUGUCAUUUCGUCCGUCUAUCAGUUGUCGUGAUAGAUGAAUGGAAAAUAAUUAACUUUAUCGCAGCGAAGACGUUAUUAGUCUAUCUUCAAAACGUAACGUCGCGCGGGUUGCGACACAUUUGUGCUGAUAUACGAGUGCUUGCUUCGACACAACACCGCCAUGAUCGAUGUUAGAAACAAAGAUGGCGGAAUAAUACGGUGAUCAUAACCAAACGCGUUGUUUUGUCGUGUGUAGCGUUAUGUGCUGUGGUGGGUGGCGGCUGCAGCAGUGUCGGGGCGCGUGAGUGAGGAGGACAGGCGCGAUGGGGGCGCGGCCGGGGUGAUGCCGCCGCGGCCAGCGGCCGGCCGCGCGGCCAUGGCGGCCGACAGCGAACGCCCGCCGCUCGCUCUGUUCACCGCCGUGUACGACUAUGUGGCGCAGGGAGAGGACGAGCUCUCCCUGCGCCGUGGCGAGAUCGUCGAGGUACUGUCGAAGGACGCUAACAUCUCAGGGGACGAAGGCUGGUGGACAGGGAAGAUCGGCGACCGCGUCGGUAUAUUCCCUGCCAUGUACGUUACCGAGGAAGACCCUCUGGCCGUGGAGCCACCGCGCGUGUCCUUCUCCGAGCUGAAGCUGGAGGAGGUGAUAGGCGUGGGAGGCUUCGGGAAAGUGUACCGCGGCUACUGGAACGACGAAGUGGUGGCGGUGAAGGCGGCGCGCCAGGAUGCGAACGAAGAUAUAGAGGUUAUCAAAGAGAGUGUAUUGCAAGAGGCGAGACUGUUUUGGGUGCUACAGCACGAGAAUAUAGUGUCGUUGAAAGGUGUUUGUUUGGAGGAGCCAAACUUGUGUCUGGUGAUGGAGUACGCGCGCGGCGGGCCUUUGAACCGAGUGCUGUCGGGUCGUAAAAUCCGCCCCGACAUCCUGGUGGACUGGGCCAUUCAGGUGGCACAGGGAAUGGCGUACUUGCACGUCGGAGCCCCCAUGUCCCUUAUACAUCGCGACCUCAAAAGUUCCAAUGUUCUGUUGAGCGAGGCCAUAUUACCUGAUGACCAGUUGGAGGAUAAGACUCUCAAGAUCACAGACUUCGGUCUGGCGAGAGAGGUAUACAAGACUACCAGGAUGUCUGCCGCGGGGACGUACGCGUGGAUGCCACCUGAGGUGAUAAAGCACUCGACAUUCUCCCACGCGUCCGACGUGUGGUCGUACGGCGUGCUGCUUUGGGAGCUGCUGACGGGGGAGACCCCAUACAAGGGGAUCGACGCGCUAGCGGUGGCGUACGGUGUCGCCGUCAACAAGCUCACGCUGCCCAUCCCUAGCACGUGCCCCGAGCCCUGGAGGGUGCUUAUGGAAGCGUGCUGGCGCUCGAAUCCCCGCGAGCGUCCCCUGUUCCCGGUGAUCCUGGAGCAGCUGGAGCGGAUCCGGCAGUCGGAGUUCACGCGCGCCCCGCACGAGAGCUUCCACACCAUGCAGGACGGCUGGCGGCUCGAGAUCGAGGAGGUACUAAGGGACCUCCGGAGGAAGGAAAAGGAGCUGCGCUGCCGCGAGGAGGAGCUGACGCGCGCGCAGCUGCAGCAGCGCCUCAUGGAGCAGAACCUGGCGCAGAAGGAGCGCGAGCUCGAGAUGCGGGAGAUCGACCUCGUCGCCCGCGAACUGCACAUACUCAUCUUCGCCAGCAACAUGUCGGCCAACCAGCCGCCGCAGCCUAACAAACGGAAAGGCAAAUUUAGUAAAAUAAAGCUGCUGAAGAAGGAUACGAUCUCCUCUCCCUUAGACUUCCGGCAUACACUGACGGUGCGGCCCUCAGAGGACGAGUCCAGCGUCAAGCAGCUGGUGGCCGUCGCCAAGGACACGCCGCCCGGCUCGCCCGCUAUUAUGAGGGCUAUUGCCCUGCCGGCGGACGGCGUGAAGGGCAAGACGUGGGGCCCGUCCACCGUGCACCAGCGCUCGCGCACGCAGCUGCCGCUGGCGCUGGCGCCGGGGCUGGGCGCCGCGCCGCGCCCGCGCCCGCCGCGCUUCUCCUGCUCCGCGCCCGAGCUGCCGCCCGCCGCCCGCGCAGACUUCAGUCCGGACGACUGGGGGCCUGAGUUCCCGCUGUCCUCUGCGUCGCGCUACACGAUACCUAUGCCCACACUUUAUAGUACUGAAGGCUAUAAAUACAAGAAGCCAAGUAUAAUAGAGCUGGUGUUAUACAACAUGGCGGCGUUGCUGGGCGGGGUGGCGGCCGGAUAUGACGUCAGAGUGUCCAACGUCAGCCCGCUGCAUCCCACGCUACAGCCACACAGAGGAGAGAUCGAGCCAGAGCCAUUGAGUUCGUCUGUUUACGAGGGGUUCGGCUACGCGCACAACACGUACCACGGCCCCACACGACACCUGCGCGCGCCGCUCAACGCAGUCACCGGCUCCCCGAUAUCGAGUCUCCAAGCAGAGGAGCAGAAGCCGAUCCGCUUCACGGACUCCCCGACGCAGUACGCGGCGGCGUCGUCCUCGUCGGGCUACGGGCACUCGGCGCCGCCGCUGUCGGGCACGUCGGGGCUCGGGACCAACUACACGUCCACGCAGCCCACGCCCUCGCCGCGCAGGACGUCCUCCACGUCCGAGCAGCUGGCCGACCUGUACCACAACUACCGCGAGAACUUCCCGCCCGAGCCCGCGCACGACCGCGACUACUUCUACCGCGCCGAGCCCUACACGUACGACCGCACCGCCGACUACGUCGUCAAGCACCCCUACUACGGAUACGACGAGUGCAACUACGAGUACCGCGAGCCCACGCCCGACUACCGGCCCUCGCCGCAGUACCUCGCGCACCGGCGGACGCCCUCCAACUCGUCCGCCUCCAACUCCCACCCCGAGGAGUUCUCCCCGUCGAGACAGUACCGGAGCAAAGACAAGAGGGACGACUACAGACCGAAGACUGAGUACCCGCGGAAGUCCACCGACUACUCGCUGCCCCGCGACUUCUACCGGCAGGAGUCGCAGGACAAGAGCGAGCUGGAGCGGCCCGGCAACCUGGGGCUGGAGCUGGCGCCCACCAAGCUGCGCUCGAGCCUGAAGAAGUACAAGGCGGGCAAGGCGGGCAGCGCGGGGUCGGGCUCGGGCGCGGGCACUCCCACCAACCCCACGCCGCCCGAGUCGCUGGCCUCGGACGACAGCUCCUACGUGUCGGCGCGCGACGCGUCCUCGGGCUCCGCGCGCGUGCGCUUCAGCCCCGACAGCCUGCCGCCCAGACACACGUAGCGAAGGCUGCGCCGCUACCGACACUACCUCGUCUGACCCGCGGCCCGACCACCGGACUGGACUCAUGCAUUUAGUUCUGUGUAGCCUCCGACACGAUAUACAUUCAUAGCAGCUGACAAACAGUAUUUUAUAACCGUUUAGACGUAUUAAUGCUAAAGUUAGACUGGCAGACUUGAGACUGUCUCUAGUGACUAUGUAAAUAUCAGGGAGUACAUUGACCGUGAGCGGCCUUAAUUAAGUAAUCUGCACCAUAGCUUCCGUUACUUGGUAACUGGACUGAUUUAUUGAUCAUCAACUUCACUCAUUACAUUGCUGAAACUGUUUAAUACAUAUCCUCAUGUAAGUAAUGAUACUAUGAGAGUUUUAGUUCCAUUCAAUUGUCUUCUGUAAACGAUGGUCCAACUUAGAUGUUGCUAGGAGUCUUCGGCUACAAAUAACUGCAAUAAGCUAAUGUAAAAACGCAAUUGUGUUCAUUAUUUAAUGUAUGCGUAGUUUCCAUUGUACAUUUUGUAUGAUACGUCGUCAUAAUAAGAUGUAUUUAGCCAACAAUGUAAAGUGAAUCGCUCUUUCACAGUGCCUACCGCGUGGUAAUAAUGAUAUUGAUUCCUGAUUGCGUGAUGUAGUUAUUUAAUAAUAUUUAGAGAUGUUGUGUGCGUCAGGCGGCCCUGUGGAGUGGAAAAUUAGAUUUAAAGUAACGUGCGAUAGAUAUAGAGUUGUAAUGACACACACUGACUGGCUACAGUUGAAAGUAAACUGGUUCAGUUAUCCCAGUGUUAGAAAGUAUAUAAUAAUGUGCCCCACAGGGAGCGGCUGGCGCGACACGAGUCUGACUGUAUCGUACAUUGGAUUAAAUUAUAUUCAGGUUAGAUAUCAGCAAUGAGGAAUAGAAUAGGCACAAACUUAACAUUGUACAAAUUGUAAAUAUCUGAUCGAACUGAUGUUGUAUUCAGCGUGUAACAUUCGUUGACGUGCGAUUAUUUUUUAUUUCGUUAAAUUUAUAAAUAGUACAAAUGUAUUUGUAAGUGUCGACGUGUACGAAAACGUGGCGAAGAAAAAAAAAACAUAUUUUUAAUUCAACGUAAUCAGUGUAUAUUUUGAAUCUAACAAUUAAUAUAUUAUGUAACUUAUAUCACUAAGUUGUAUGCAUUUUGUACAAAACGUUAGAUAUUUUUUACUGAAGGAAAUAUCAGUAACAUUAGUAACUAGUAUUGUGUGCAGCUUUUAUAUCCACGAAUAAAUAAUGUAAAUUAGGUAAAAGAUACUAGUCGGAAGUUUGCGGAAAUCCUAAAUAUUGCAUAUCCAGCUGAAAAUUGAUAUUAUAUUCGAUAUUACGCUUUCUUUACCCGAAAACACUGGAUUACUUUAAUGAUCGAGAUAUAAGAAAUAGAAUUUUCGUUCAAACGAGGGCCUAUAGUCGGGAAGCUUAAAUUAUCACAUAAAUUAGCGUGUAAAAUAAAAUGUAAGAUGUAUAUCGGAAAAUUUGAAUAAUAUUAGCUUUGAUAAUUAUUGUUAGCCCGAAUCAGUGCCUAAUGUUUGCUGGGACGGUACUUACGAGAUUAUGCCAUGGAGUGGAACGAUAUUUGAUGAUUAUAUUUUGUUUUUGCUAUAAUGGCCAGUAAAACAUUUUUGACAGCCUGAACGUUGUCCUUAAACUUUAUUUUUUUGUUUGUUUUCCAUGUGCAAUAUGUGAAAUUAUUUUGCGUCCAUAUUUUAAUUUAAUUAUAUUAUUUAUGAAACAAAUCGUCGUGAAUGUAACAGUAUUUAAUACAGUAUUCGAAGUAUUGUAUAUUCGGAAAAGAUAUAUUGUAUGGUUGUAUGUAGUAUAAUUUAUUAAUUUAGCUUGAACCAGUGCCAAUGUCGUCCAGUGUUUUACAUUAUCUUUUAUUUCCAUUUUUAGUACAAACCAAAACCUAACCAAAUUAUCGUAAGAAUCUCUUUUAAAUUAAGUUUCUGAGUAAAAGUCACAAAUUCUGAGUCAACGAUUUAUAAAGAUAUGUAAAUAAUUAUCUGAGAUUCACGGCGCGUUUACUUAAAAAAACUCUAGUCCUGAAUUUUUAUUUUAUUUUAAUAUCUGGCUUGUAUUCGAAUGGUUACGAACGACUGGCGAACGUACUUCGAAUGAAAAAAUGUAGUUUAUUGGGAAUUCCUGUGUUUUAUAUACAUUCCAUAUGUUUUGAAGUGAUAUUAUUGUAAUCAGUGAUGCGUUAAAGACGAGUGAAAAGGUUUUGUGUGCCAAUAACAUGAGGUGGGAGGAUGCCUUACGUCUGUACGUUGAAUCGACAAAUAAAAAUCUAGAUUAAGCUUUUUA
Molecule: messenger RNA, 5547 nt
Organism: Trichoplusia ni (cabbage looper)
Lineage: Eukaryota; Metazoa; Arthropoda; Insecta; Lepidoptera; Noctuidae
Gene: slpr
Product: mitogen-activated protein kinase kinase kinase 11-like
Exons: 11
Coding region: 345-3239 (964 amino acids)
Biological process (GO): protein phosphorylation
Molecular function (GO): protein binding; JUN kinase kinase kinase activity; ATP binding
Source: RefSeq, a predicted model, not a curated record